Molecule: messenger RNA, 3662 nt
Organism: Notothenia coriiceps (black rockcod)
Lineage: Eukaryota; Metazoa; Chordata; Actinopteri; Perciformes; Nototheniidae
Product: USP6 N-terminal-like protein
Exons: 14
Coding region: 342-2801 (819 amino acids)
Biological process (GO): regulation of GTPase activity
Molecular function (GO): GTPase activator activity; small GTPase binding
Source: RefSeq, a predicted model, not a curated record
UGUGUUAUGUCAGCUCCUCUGUGUCAAACUUUCCUUCAGUGAGAGUCCUCCCGCCUCUGCUCGUACGCGUGCGCGGUGCUGUCACUGUGUCCGCCGCGGAGAGUCAGACAGCUGCAGACCGCCGCGGCAUGUGGACCAGGGCGAGGGGGUGCGUCCGUUUGACCAGCAUCGAUUUCAGCGAAGUGAGUCGACAGUUGGGGACAAGUAUUCAGCACAGUGGCACUGGCAGUAUUUAGGUGACACGGCUCCCCUUGGACAGCGAGGGGGAGAAUGAGAAUAGUGGAUAUUGUUUGUAGGCACCGCGAAGCAGAAGAAGGAAAAGUCACCCAAAAGUUUUUGACAUGAAGAAAGACAUAGACACAUUGAUAGCAGAGGAACGAGCUGAAAUCCUCGCUAAAUAUGAUAAGGGCAGGCAGGAGGGGGUCAAGAUUGACCCCUGGGAGGAUGCUGACUACAGCAUCUACAAGGUCACUGACCGCUUCGGCUUCCUGCAUGAGGAGGAGCUGCCAACACCCAGUGCGCUUGAAGAGAAGCAAAAGCAGCUGGAGAUAGAGCGAGUGGAGAAAUGGCUCAAAAUGUCGAAGAAGUGGGAGAAGUACAAGAACAGUGAAAAAUUGGUGAAGCGUGUAUAUAAAGGCAUCCCUCUGCAGCUGAGAGGCCAGGCCUGGGCCUUGCUUUUGGACGUAGAGAAAGUCAAACAAGAAAAUGUUGGAAAAUACGAGAGAAUGAAGCUGCAGGCUCGUAACUUCUCCACUGAAAUCAAACAGAUCGACUUGGACGUCAACCGAACGUUCAGGAACCACAUCAUGUUCAUGGACCGCUUUGGAGUCAAGCAGCAGGCCCUGUUUCACGUACUAGCAGCUUACUCUGUCUACAACACGGAGGUGAGCUACUGCCAGGGGAUGAGUCAGAUCGCUGCCAUCUUGCUCAUGUACCUGAAUGAGGAAGAGGCCUUCUGGGCUCUGUCGCAGCUCCUCACCAACAGCAAACAUGCCAUGCACGGGUUUUUUAUCCCGGGAUUUCCUAAGCUGCACCGUUUCCAGGCCCACCAUGAGCUGAUCCUCUCCAAAAUGCUCCCGAAGCUGAAGAAACACCUGGACAAGGAGCAGAUGACAUCAGGGAUUUACACCACCAAAUGGUUUCUGCAGUGCUUCAUUGACAGGACCCCGUUCACCCUCACCCUGCGUUUAUGGGACAUCUACAUACUGGAGGGAGAGAAGACGCUAAGCGCCAUGGCUUACACAACCCUCAAGUUACACAAGAAGCGCCUGCAGAAGCUUCCGAUGGAGGACCUGAGGGAAUUCAUCCAGGAGCAGCUGGAGGUUUCGUUCUUCCUGCAUGAUGAUGUUGUGGUUGAACAGCUUCAGGCUUCUAUGUCGGAACUUCGCAGUAAAAAGCUGGACCAACCUCCUCCAGCCAAAUCAGAGGAGGUGCCAAAGAAACCUCUGGGUCAGGAGAGACCGGUCGCCCUCCUGCCUAAGCAGCCUGACUCUCCUCUGGAGGUCAAAGUAAACCUGCAGCCUCACAUUCCCCCCACCACAGAGGGCCCUCAGAUGGACAGCAUCACCCGCCAGCAGACCCCGUCUCCUGCAGACAUGAGAACCCCUCCUCUGGCUUCCCCUGACCCCGUUGUAGUCCACACACAACGAACACCUUCUCCGAUAAGGCCUUGCAGGAAACCUCCGCUACCUCCAAAAGCAGAGAAACCCUGUGCUGAGGCCGGGCCGGACCGAGAGGGGAAGGGGACGCUUCCUGAGGUAAGACACACCGAAAAUGUUCUUCAGAGCCAGCCUGGAGACCCCCAGACCCAGGAGGAGCCCGUUGAUUGGCCCCCGCCCUAUGAGCCUCCUGCCUUUGAAGCUGUGCAGACUGACGCAGAGAUCAUGGACCUCCCAGAUCUGCCGCCUCCACCUUUCUUCUACACCGAGCCGGUUGACGGCGCAUCUCCCUGCCCGGCUGUCUCAGAGACCCCGUGGCACCCUCCUUCCCCCCGCUCAGCCCCACCACUGGUCACCCGAACAAAGCCAAAACCAUGCCUGAAGCCACCCACGUCUCUUGACCUCACACAGAGAAAACCCCCUCCCUCGAAGCCUACCCCUCCCCGUGCCCUCACCACAUCCUCCACUUCCUCCCCCAGACCUCCCCCAAAGCCGACCAAGUUCCCCGUCUCUCUCUACGUCCCGGUGCCAGCGGGCGACAGACGGCCCUCCAACACCUCGCAGUACGACAACCUAUCGGAGGCCGAGGAGGACGAGCGCUGCCUGGAGAGGCUGCUGGGCUCCACGCCUGAGGAAACUCACGGCAUCCCCCCCCACACCACAGACAGAGACUAUGACCCCACUCUCUACACUCCACCUCCUGCGUUCAUCCCUCCCUCAAUCCCUCCCUCACCUUCUCUCGGACCUCCCCCGCUGUGCGCCCUCCCCAGUCUGCCUCAGGAGCCAGAGUACGAGGGGGAGGACAGCUGGGUGGAAGACUCCAUCAUUCCCCCUCCUCCCGCCAGUUUUGCUGACCGGCUCACUUCUUUCGAGUGUGGCGCUGCCAGCUGCUCGGACACACAGAGAGUCGCCUCGCCCAGAGCCUCACCCAGAGCCGCCUCACCUAGUUACUCUAAGCCUUUCUCUCGGGGCCCCAGGGACCAUUCUGCUUUCCCAGCACCACUGUUGUACACGGGGUCCCCACCAGGCCACCCCAGGCCCUCAGGACAGUCCUCCGUGGGGGGGGCCCUGGUCCGAUCCAGCCCAGACUUUUGCAGGAUGCCUCCAGGUGGACAGCCACUGCCCAAAUCAGUGACCUUUUGAAGUCUCAUUCAAGUGUUUCUGAUGUAUGCCAAUACUAUUCAGACUUCCUGUCAAUGCUUGAUUCGUUUUCAAAGCGGUUAAAAGGCCAGUAGCUAUUCAGUGUGUCAAAGAUUUGUGUGUGUUUGUUUGAAAGGACUUUUUUCAUCGAUUUGUACAGAUUUAUGUAAUACCGUCACCUUUUUUUGUAAGGGCAGGUAACUUUUUUUAAGUGUCAAACUUCUAUUUAAAACUGCUGUCCGUGUUACUGUUUGCUGCACAAAAAGUGAGUGUAUUAUCUCGCCUGCUUGUUAGUGUGUGAGACCAGAUUCAGUCUUUAAUAUGAUGGGUGAUUAUAAGAAAUGUACACAGAUAUAAGGGGAACUACUGUAAUACCAGCUUUGAAUUACAACCGGUGCUUCAUCUGCAGUUAGUUUCAUUUUGUUCCAACAGAAGUGUCUUAACCUGACUGCAGAUCAACACAAGGGCUUUUGAGGCUGCAGAGUAAGCUCAUCUUUGCUGAAGCACCCAAAGCCUAUACAUUUAUACUGUGUUUGUUGGUCAACUGUGAGCAGGCUCACAACUGAAAUUAACAAUUAUUAAUAUACCAGUUUCUGUAUAGCUUGAGAUCAAUACUUGAUAAUAAAGGACUUCUUGCAUCUAAGUUAAGCUUCAGAUAAAGUUGUAACCACCAGCAACAGGAAAUAGGAGGUGCAAUAAGUCACUGGUGUAAAUACAGAAGGUAGUUCAAUUCUCAUGAAACAUUUUUUUCCCCAUACAGGAUGCAGUGGGUUCUUCGCUGCUUUUUUAAAUUCUAAAAUCGACCCAGUAGGAUGACCAAUUUAAAGAAGUGGUUUCAGUGCUAUUUCUGUUUGUCUGAUUUCA